Effrenium voratum is the source of this 356-nucleotide messenger RNA. The record is from the annotation of a GenBank genome assembly. Lineage: Eukaryota; Dinophyceae; Suessiales; Symbiodiniaceae.
GUGAUAACUACUACACCCGCGUGCUGCUGAACCGCACCGACCUGUCACAGCCACCGCUCACUCUCAAGGACUACGAGGUGGCCAAGUCGAUCCUGUUCGAGCGCAUGUCGGCGGUAAUUGUGGUGGAGGACUUUGCACGCUCAGCCUUGCAGCUCGCAUGCAGCCUUGGAUUGGACUUGGACAUGGCCCGGCCUUUGCUCCGCACCCGCGUGCGGCCAUAUGAGCACAAUGAGGUCAUGUUGGAGAUCCCAACAGAGUCCGAGCUGGGCCCUGCGGAUGUGACGGCCUUGCGAAAUCGAUUUGUGGCCAAGAACAGGCUGGAUUACGGCCUCUACAACGAGGCAAAGAGGAUUUCC